This is a messenger RNA of Vombatus ursinus (common wombat), 4850 nucleotides long. RefSeq names its product stearoyl-CoA desaturase (gene SCD). The transcript has 6 exons. Gene Ontology annotation, molecular function: stearoyl-CoA 9-desaturase activity; palmitoyl-CoA 9-desaturase activity; iron ion binding. The record is from RefSeq and is a predicted model, not a curated record. Gene Ontology annotation, cellular component: endoplasmic reticulum membrane. Lineage: Eukaryota; Metazoa; Chordata; Mammalia; Diprotodontia; Vombatidae. The coding region runs from base 470 to 1558 and encodes 362 amino acids. Gene Ontology annotation, biological process: unsaturated fatty acid biosynthetic process; response to fatty acid.
UCGCCCGCCCUCUUGCACCCUCCACGCCGGGCAGCCGCUGCCAAAGGCCCCUGCUACGCACUUUGGUCCGAGUUGGCAGCGGAUAAAAGGGGUCUGAGGAAAUCCAGGACACGGUCCCCGGGCGUCAGCUAGGGCCUUUAAAUCCUCACGAGUGGAGAGGCUAGAGCAGAACGCGUCUGGGUUGUGGACGCGGAGAGAGCCAGCUAGAAAGGUGAGAGCCGCCCAGAGCUGCGAGCGAUCAAACGAACGAUCGAACGAUCGGACGAUCGGACGAACGAACGGGGCACACUGCCCGAAUCCGAGCGCAAAGCAGCAGCAGCGGCGGCGGAGCCUUGCGGGACCGGGAGGGAAGGUGCGGGGUGGAGGGGCGGCCUGCGUUCUCGAAAAGCCGAAUCCUCGAGCCCAAGUGCCCACUCUCCCUCGGCAGCUCCAGCCCAGGAAGAGCGAGUCCUGCUCCCGAGGAACCCAGAUGCCGGCCCACUUGCUACAGGAGGAGAUCUCCCCCUCAUACACCAUGACCACCACAACCACCAUCACAGCCCCUUCCUGCAGGGCCCUGCAGAACGGAGCAGCCAAGGCAGCGGCAAAAGCGUCUGUUGAGGAUGAAGAGGGGAUCAACUACGAGAUGCGGGAUGAUGUGUUUGACCCCACUUACCGAGAGAAGGAAGGCCCCAAACCCAAAUUCAUCUAUGUCUGGAGGAAUAUCAUCCUGAUGAGCAUGCUUCAUUUGGGAGCCCUGUAUGGGAUCUUCCUGGUGCCUUCCUGCCAUAUCUACACCCUGAUGUUCACAUUUGGGUACUACAUGAUCAGCGCCCUGGGCAUCACUGCUGGAGCCCACCGCCUCUGGAGUCACAGAACCUACAAGGCACGCCUGCCCCUCAGAGUCUUUCUGACGAUCGCUAACACCAUGGCCUUCCAGAAUGACAUUUUUGAGUGGGCCCGGGACCACCGUGUUCAUCAUAAGUUCUCUGAGACAGAUGCCGAUCCCCAUAAUGCCCAGCGCGGGUUUUUCUUCUCCCAUGUGGGCUGGCUGCUAGUGCGCAAACACCCAGAUGUCAUUGAGAAGGGCCGUUUGCUUGACCUGUCCGAUCUGAAAGCUGAGAAGCUGGUGAUGUUCCAGAGGAAAUACUACAAGCCCGCCAUCCUCCUCAUGUGCUUCAUUCUCCCCACGUUUAUCCCCUGGUACUUCUGGGGUGAGAAUUUUGCUCACAGCCUGUAUGUUUCCACUCUCCUGCGUUAUGCCAUCGUUCUCAAUGCCACCUGGCUGGUGAACAGCGCUGCUCAUAUGUAUGGCAGCCGGCCCUAUGACAAAAACAUCAACCCCCGGGAGAAUAUCCUGGUGGCCCUUGGAGCUGUAGGUGAAGGCUUCCACAACUACCAUCACACCUUCCCAUACGAUUACUCUGCCAGCGAGUACCGCUGGCACAUCAACUUUACCACCUUCUUCAUCGACUGCAUGUGUCUCCUGGGCUUGGCCUACGACCGAAAGAAAGUCUCCAAGGCCACCAUCCUUGCCAGAUGCUCCAGAACUGGUGAAGGGAGCUCGAAGAGCGGCUGAGGCCUCCUUCCCCGCUCCCCACCAAGCCAGCUGGGCAGAGGUCUAAUGUUCUCUUUAUUAACUACUGAAUAAUGCUACCAGAUGCUAAAGAUGAUGAUUUUUUUUAACCCAUUCCAAUACAGUAUUCCUUUACAGUGCAAAUGUAUUGAAAGCCAACAACUCUGCCUUUGUGAAUGCUGGGAUGAUCUUGCUUUUCCUCUUCCUCCUUCUCUUUCCUUCCCCUGUUCUGAUCACCUUUCCUUUCCCUUCUUUCCCCUCCCCCCUUCACUGCCUCCUAAGCAAGCAGCUGGUGUGCCCUGGGCCGGCUCUUUCUCUGUAGUGUCACCGUCGGUGGCCUUUUCUUUCCCCUCAGUGAUUCCUCUUCCUUCUGGCCCUCCCUAAGCCCCCAGGGGUGAGGAGUAAACCCAGAAAGCAGUCAGGGCCACUUUUCCAGCUCCUUCAGGCCAAGCCUCAUUCCCUACCAGCUGGAGUGAAGGAGGGUCAUUCUUCUUGGCUGCCGUUUCCUCCUGGAAACGAAGGCAGGGGAAGGGAAGUAGCAUGCCUACUAUGAUUGGGGAGAGGGGUGUAAGAAAAAAGGACGAGUUCUCUGCCAGCCAUCCUUCUAGACCGCUCCUCAACCAAAUGGGCUUGCUCUGUGGCCCAGUGGCCUGGGAAAUUUGGGCUGGAGGGAUGCUACACCAUAAAGAGAUGCUUCUGUAAAGCUUAGGGCAAGGGAGGGUCAAGCACACCUAGGGAACCAAGGGGCAAGAGCUGUAGCUCCUAAUGAAAUUGGCCUGACCUGGGGAGAGACUGGGGGAAAAGUUAAGGAAACAGCAACUCAUUGGAAAAGUAAAACAAACCAACCUCAGCGUCCCCGUAUCCUCAUUCUCCAUCCUGGAGUUUUGAGAGAAGAGGAGGAAGAAUGAGUGUGAUGGCUCCCCUGCCCCUCACUGCUGAGCAGGAGCCCAAGAGGCUGGGGGCAGGGCUUAGAAACAGGUCAAGUCUGAAGGGUCCAAGAUCCUUCCUCUCUCUAUAGAAAAUGGAUUGGAUACCAAUUCUAGAUGGAUCCAUGGGGGUCCCUUCUGCAGCAUACACACCCUGUCGCUCUUUUCCCACUGUUCUCUCCUACCUUCCAGAAGCUAAAAUUUGCCUGGGGAGGCACAGUAGGGAUUUGGGGGCUAACCCUUGGCUUCGCCUAGUUGCCCUUAACCUCUUCCCCCUCCUGUCUCUGGACAGGCAGCAGCCUUGGCUGGAAUUGCUCAGGGCUAGGGAGCUCCACUGGUUUUUCCCUCUGUAAUGUGACUGCCCCAUUCAGUUGACCUGCAUCGCCUCUUCCUUCCCUCACUGCCCCACUAUCCUGUUGACUCAAGGCAGAGCUGGCAAACCUGCUGGGGAACAUCCCUGGGUCAGAUGGAAACUCAGUUAAGCUCCAACUAAACGCCAAUGUCAUCUCAAUGAGCCAGCCACUAGGGAGGGAGGAGGCUUUUUUUUUUUUUGUAUUAUUAUUCCUUUCCCUCUCAUCCUCAGCAUGCUGGGUGUUCCAUGUUAACUGUGCAAGCCAAGCCCAGGGCUGCUGAGUGGCAGAGGGCUUCUGGCUGGUUUAGGGGGCUACUGAGUGGACUCUCUUGAUUGGAAGGGAAAAAAUUGGAAGAUCUCACUCUUCCUUCUUGCCUGCCAGAGCUGGUGUAAUGGUCACCACAAUCGACCAGUUUUUGGCCCAGCUGGCUUAAGGAAAUUGUGGGAAUGUUCCCACCACCUAGCCAGGGAGAUGGGUGAAGGAAAACCUACCACUGGGCUUUGAGGGAUCUCAAAGCACCUUCCCCUGAUCUCCCUUGGCUUUGCUGCUGUCUUCCUGGGAGUGCCAGCCCCAUGGUUGGGAUAGGGGUGGGAGAGGACAGCAUGCUUUCUGUCUGGAUUCUAAGAAUAAACAGGCCUGGGUGGAAGGUUCAGACUGGUUUGGAAACCCAGCCUUCUGAAAGCUGUUCAUCCCAAUAGGAAAGAAAUAGAUAGAAAUGUCCAUGUUUAGUUUAGAUCCGCUGGCCUGUGUGGGCCUACCCUUAAGAGAAGUCUGUUGGGAAUUUUAAUCCCACAGGACAUCACAAAAUAAAUACAAUGAAAACAGCUUAUCUCUUCUAACAAUGUUCAGUGAAGACCCAUACUCUGACCCUGCACAAGGCCAGAUGGAGUCCUGGCAUCUCUCUUGACUGUCAGGGGAAGGAAUACUAUGAGAAGAUGACAAAGCUCAAAGCAAAGAAACCUAUUUAAAAACAAACAAACAAUUCAAAAUGGACUCAGGACUGACAGAGCCUGAAUUUCCAUUACUUCUUGCUCUGUGGGCAGGCUAACAAAUUCCUCUGGGUGCUUCUGUGGGUUCUAAUCAGUAUUGAGGGUGAGUCUGCCUCCACUCCCCUCCUUGCUGCUUUCUCUACAGCCUCUCUGAGCAGAGAGAGCAGUUGGUGGGAGAGCUGAGACCCAGACCCAGCAGGAGAACCGACAAUUUGUAGGACUGCAUUUCUGUGCUUCAAUUUGGAGGAAAAAAAAUUUUUGUUUGUUUUUGUUUUUUCUCUGGGGACUUUCUUGUUAAGGGGCCCGCAUGGCGGGUGCAAGUAAUUUGAAUGUAUUUGAUUUAGGUGUUGUUUGGUUUUUUUUUUUUUGGUUUGUUUUGUUUUGUUUUAGAUUAAAAGAUGGUUGCAGCAUUUAAAAUAGAAACUUUCCCCUUGGUUUGCUUGUAUCCUGAAGUUCAGCUCACACAAGCCAGAGUAAGAAAUUGAAGGAAAUAAGAUGAUGUGUUAACUGUAGUGGUUUAGGGAGAGGGGCUCCCCUCCGAGUUCUGCCACUGACUUGCUGUGUAACUCUGGGCAAGUCGCUUAACUAUUCUGUGCCUCAGUUUCCCUGUCUGUUAAAAACAGGGAUAAUAAUACUGACCUACCUCACAGGGCAGUUGUGAGGCGGGACUAAUUGUUUGUAAAGCACCUUGGAAUCCUUCAGCUGAGGAAGCUUCCUACAAGAUGCCAUGGACCUCUAGGAGCCUGGCUUAGGGUAGAGAUGGAGUGGCUGGGCUGAGCUGAGCAUGUUGGGAAGGGGGGUGGAUGGUGGGGGGAGGUGAAGCUGGAGAGCUCAGCAACUCUUGUUGCUAUGGAAACAUGAGCAGGAUACCUUUUCCUGGGUUGGGAAUUUUUUUCCUUUAUUUUGGAUCGUAGUAUCUGUGACCUGCGAAGAAUAAUUUUGGAAUAAUUUCUAUUAAUAUUGACUCUGAAGUCAUUUACUGAUCUGAGAUUGUGUUUGUUCAUAAUAAAAGUGAAGUGAAUCUGAA